Molecule: messenger RNA, 1182 nt
Organism: Saccharomyces kudriavzevii IFO 1802
Lineage: Eukaryota; Fungi; Ascomycota; Saccharomycetes; Saccharomycetales; Saccharomycetaceae
Gene: RPI1
Product: Rpi1p
Exons: 1
Coding region: 1-1182 (393 amino acids)
Source: RefSeq, a predicted model, not a curated record
AUGUACUUGGAAUACCUUCAGCCAAAGUUGAACCUUAUGGAUAGUUCAAACUCUAUGAAUAAAAAUUUUCCUGAUUAUUCACCGAAUUUAAACACGCCCAUUACAUCGAAUUUUAAUGAAGAAACGGGCUCGGAUUCCUCCUUGAUUACCCCAAGAAUAACUUCGAAUUCGAAUUCGCAUUCGAACUCAAAUUCUAAUUCCAAUUCUAAUUCUAACGCAAGUUCCAUAGAUGAAAAUGAGCUAAACCAUUCCAACUCAUCCUCCUCUUCUGCAAGACAGAUCAGGAAAAAGUGGAAAGAACCUGAAGAUAUAGCUUUCAUUACCACAAUAAUGAAUAAUUCUCAAUUAUUGACAUUCGUAGAAUAUUUCAAGCCCAUGAAGAAUUUUUGGAAAAAAAUUUCAAAGAUUCUGUUCCAACAAUAUGGGUAUGAAAGAAAUUCUCGCCAAUGUCAUGAUAGAUUUAAAGUCUUAUACACAAAAUCUUUGAAGGUGCAUCCAACAAAGAAAAUAAAACAAAAGAAGAAAAAGUCAAAGCAGGAGACAAACUCAACUUUAAAUUUUGAUCCGUCAAAAUUAUCAAGAAUGCAAUAUUUACUUCUACAGUUACAGAAUACUUUCAGUUUUGUAAAUGGAAACAUUAUAUUAAAAUCGCAAAAAACUCUGAAGCCGACCAAAAAUGGUGAUAACGAUAACAUUAGUAACAAUAAGAACGCCCAUAAUAAUAAUAAUAACAGUAACGUCAACGAAAAUAACAAUCAUAGCACUAAUGUUUUCAGUACACCAGAGCAUAUCCAGUCCAGUAUAAAUCUCGAUAAAUUGGAAUCUUUACCGGCUUUGGAUACCAAAGUGGAGCCUUCAUUCAUUAGCCCAGCCCAAUUUUCUUUAUUGUCAUCAGCGGCAGCUGAUAAUUUCGUUCUGCAAACUCCACCAUCGCCUUUUUUCCAACAAGCAAUACCUCUACAGCUACCGCGGGAUUCGCAGCAACAAGAGCAGAUUUCACCAGUAAUCUCUACGGAUGUAAUCUACAUGUGGCAAGCAAUGUUCAGCACUAUUGAAAAUUUAAAAGAACAAGUUAACGGUUUAAAAAAUGAAGUAAAACAAUUAAAUCGCAAGUUCUACCAACAGAAUAAAAUAUUACACAAUAUGCCGACUUCAGAUUCAGACACUUUCAUGCAACAUUAA